AGUCGCGUCUCAGACGCUGUAUCGUCAACAAUUGGUGAUUUUUUUGGGAGGAAUAUGCCUCUACAGCCUCAUACUCUCAUUUAAAUACAAGAAGUGGCUCAAUUACAUAUCUUCUGAUUUUUUUUCUUCUUCAAAUUGUAUCAAUUCCUAAAUUGGGUGGACACUUCAAUGUCAGUUUCUCUGGGACUUGGACAUAAAAUUGUGCGUGAAAAAUGUGUUAGUGCAUUUUUUUUACACUUGGAGUUUAUGGUUAUUUUUUAUUGGAAAUCUUGAGGAAGUUGAAUUCACCAAUUUGGAAGUGAAGAUCUCUCUGAAACUUUGAACUGUGUUUGAGGAAAAAAAAAGACGACGAUUAAUUUGGAGGUGAUUGUUGUUUUUUCUCGUUGGACAAUCAAAUUUCAAAUCGUGCCGCAAGAUUCUGACUUCUCGGUGUUGGGGCAAAAAAAGUGAAAGUGAACUGACCACCCCAACAAGGACAAUAGUAGCACUGGUGGACGUAAACUGAAGAAAAAAAAACUGAGAUAAAUCAUCCGUGACAGAAGGAUUAAAAGUUGGACAGUGUGGCACAAUUUUUGGACAAUUUCCUAAAGCGCGCGCCCAGAUUGAAGAAAAAAAAUCGAAGACGGCAUCAACGGUGAGGGCUCUCCAAAGUCCAAGAAAGUCACAAGAGACUCACAUAAUAAUUAAUUAUCCGAUUUGUGUGUGUCACAGGAGUUCCGUGAAGUUGGACUUUAUUUGGCUAUAGAGUGAAAGAACACGACGGCUAUUACCCAUUGUCUUUAGCCUGUGAUAGACUUUUUAUUUUAGUAAAUCCGCCGGAGUGUGUAAUUUUUUUUUUGGCUCCUGACAUCCAAAAAUCGUUUGCAGAGGAUUAUUGUUUUUUGUUGUGUUCUUGUGCGACUUAAAGUGAACUGUUGGUGGUACCGUGAGUUUGUUUCGUGCUGGAGGACAAAAGAGAUAAGCACCAGGAGGCUGCUGGACCCUCGUCAUCAGGUGUGGUGCUAUUCGUUGUUAGUCUUAUUUCACAUCACACAUCAUACAGUUAAAAAGUUCUCAUUCACAUUAAUUAAUGUGCUUGUCGUAUUUAUGGUUUUUAAUGCAUUCUUAAGUGUUUUCGUGCGUUUUGCUGCUGAGCAUCCCCCUUUAUAUUUAUUAUUAGUCACCAUUUAUCAUCUCUGCGCCUCCCAAAUUUUUUCAGUGAAGACUAAAAGAGACAUAAAAAUUUCACCAAUCAAGUUCUAAAUUCUUAUGACAUAGAAUAACGGUAAAAAAGAAAAGUUAAUAAAUUUUUAAUAGGUCAGAUUUGUUAAAUGUUUUACCAAGAAAUAAACCUUAUGCAAUUUUUGGAUUGUUAAAAUAUGCUCACAACAAGAACAUUGACGUGAACAAGAAGAACGAUUAAAUGAACAUAAAACUUCCUCGGACAUGCGAACACGCUUGGCAUCAUUGAUAAUUGUGAAGCAGGAACCACAGGACGAAGAAUUCUUGCUGACACCAUCUGCAGCCAAUCUCACCCAAUUUGUCUUGACCCAUUCAAAUAGUGAAAAUGAAGACAGUAACAAUAAUAUCACUGAAAUCAAUGGCUACAGCUAUUCAGUGUCACAUCAGUUUGAUGUAUUAAAUAAUAAUAGUAGUGGACGAGAAGUAUUCACCAAUAUUCAACAUUGCAACAACCAUCAAAACAACUAUCCAGAAGAUAAGGAAAAAGACGAAGACAAGUGUGCACCUUCACUGUUGUCGGCCAUCGUUGCACAGCAGGGCAUCGUUAGUCCAGAAUCCAGUCAAGAGGAGAGUGGAACUGCUACAACAGUAGCUGCGGCAACUGCUGGGACAGGAAGCACCGGCGAAGGAAUUGCCGCAUCAACUAUGCUGCUAUUGCAAUCUCAACAGAGCACCUUUAGUUCUCUUUCUUCGUUUGAUCUUUUGUCAUCUAAUCAGCAGUAUCCAUCUCAGCAAUAUCACCAGUUACAUCAGCAGAUUCAACAGGAAGCAGAAUCUGUGCAUUUUGAUCUCGGUGGAAGUGAUCUUGAUCCUCUGGACGUUCUCUAUCCCCCAACAUCUUUAUCUUUUGCCACUCAGGCUAUCCCAUCGACAUCACAAGGUCGCACCAGUGACACAUCCUUUGCUGAUCAGCUACAACACUCAAAUUCCUCCAGUGACACCCUCGUCGGUCUCAGCAGUCAGUCCAGUCACUUUGGUGGCUCUGUUGAGAGUCUUCCCAAUACUCUUGUACCUCUAUUUCACAAGGAGGAAACCAGUGUUCUCCUAUCGCCUACAGAUCAAACCUCAGGCACCCUAGAGCGACCCACAGAGCUCGGUCCACUUACUCUGCGCUCCAGCAGUGAUCCUGCUAUAUCACUCCAUUCUCUCCAAUCGCACCAACCUCAAGCUUCAUCGUCCACAACUCCAACAGCACCAGAUUCACCUCUGCCAAGUUUCCAGGAGACCUACUCCAUCAAAUACAGUCAAUUGGCCAGUUUCGGUCUCAAGAUGGACGAAGAUGCCUUCAAUGUGGCAUCUCCCUAUCAUGCAGGCGUUGUAGCCUAUCAACAUAGCCAUCAGCAUCCCUUCAGUGGAUCCUCAUCUACAAUUCAUCACCAAGGACACUAUGACUUUCACGGACAGCACACUUCAUCAGCUGGUCAGCAGCAUCCUCCUCAGUACAUGCAACAGAGUGCAGGAGGAUUCUAUCAACAGCAAUCUUUUGAACAACAUCCAAUGCAAUACACGCCCAGUACUCAAGAGCGCUACUCUCUUCCUCCCUUUCCCACUGUCUCUGAACUCCAUGUAUCCACCACGAGCCAGAGGAGAGCAUCACUUCCGCUGCAGCGUUCCGAAUCCACCUCGAGCAGCGAGAGUCCCAAACCACCCCGCGCACAACUACCCAAAGGAUUCCUGCCCAGCGCUUCGAGUUCCGCCUCCAGUUCACCGGGCUGCAUCAACAACAACAAUCCAGCAGCGGCCAAUAACAACGAGCCGGGACUAAGUCGUGCCAGUAUACAUCCGACACCCCAGAGUCCCUCGCAGCUGUGUGCUGUUUGUGGAGACACAGCGGCAUGCCAGCACUACGGGGUGCGUACAUGUGAGGGAUGCAAGGGUUUCUUCAAGCGCACGGUGCAGAAGGGCUCAAAGUACGUAUGCCUGGCGGAUAAGGCAUGUCCCGUGGACAAACGGCGACGCAACCGUUGUCAGUUCUGUCGCUUCCAGAAAUGCCUGGCUGUGGGCAUGGUAAAAGAGGUGGUGCGAACAGAUAGUCUCAAAGGACGACGUGGUCGGUUACCCUCAAAACCCAAAUCUCCGCAGGAGUCCCCACCGAGCCCCCCAGUAUCCAUGAUCACGGCCAUGGUGCGUGCUCAUGUUGAUACAACACCCGAUCUGGCCAGUCUGGACUACACACAGUACAGAGAGCCAACACCCACAGAGCCAGUGCUCUCUGAAGCAGACAAAGUACAACAAUUCUACAAUCUCCUCACCACCUCAGUGGACGUGAUCAAGCACUUUGCCGACAAGCUACCUGGAUUCAGUGAUCUCUGCUCGGAGGAUCAGGAGCUCCUGUUUCAAUCAGCCUCACUGGAGCUUUUUGUGUUGCGACUGUCGUACAGGGCACGCAUCGACGACACCAAGAUGACCUUCUGCAAUGGCGUGGUGCUGCACAAGAUGCAGUGUCAGCGUUCCUUCGGUGACUGGCUCAAUGCCAUCCUCGAGUUCAGCAAGAGUCUUCAUGCCCUCGAGAUCGACAUCUCCGCUUUCGCCUGUCUCUGUGCUCUCACGCUCGUUACUGAGCGUCAUGGAUUGAAGGAGCCAAAAAAGGUUGAACAGUUGCAGAUGAAGAUCAUUUCCAGUCUGCGUGACCACGUUACGUACAAUGCAGAGGCACAACGGAAACCGCACUACUUCAGUCGCCUCUUGGGCAAACUGCCCGAGCUGCGAUCCCUCAGUGUCCAGGGACUUCAGCGAAUAUUCUACUUAAAAUUGGAAGAUCUUGUCCCUGCACCUCCACUCAUUGAAAAUAUGUUUGUGGCCACAUUACCCUUCUAAAGACAUUUUUUUGUAAGUGCGUGGAAUUCUUCUGUAAAGAUUAUUACCUUGCACAUGUUAUCUUCCCAAUAUAAAUAGACAUUUUACCAGUUGGUUUUUUCUUGUGAACAUUGAUAAAAAAAAGACAAGAGAUAAAGACAUUUUGCAUUGAUAAGUAUGAUAUUUUACACUCGGUUUUUUUUUUCUUUUAGAGAAAAAGACAAAAGCAAAUGUUUCUUUUUAAAAUUGUGACUAUAAAAGACAGAAUAGACAUUUCUUAGAUCAAUAGUAUUUCUUUUUUUGGCAAAAUGAAGUGUUUUGCACUUGAUUUCUUUUUUUUUAGUUAUUCUAUGUAGAUUUGUAAUUUAAAGAGAGGAAAAAAAAGUUUUAUACAUGAGAUUUUAUCUUUUAAUUUUCAAUAAACUAAACUUAUUGUGAUUUUUAUAUACUUAUUCGGAAUUAUCAAUACUCAUUCAAUGAUAUUUUGAGUUUUUGUAUACAAAUUUAUUUGAAAAUAUAUUUACUAAAUAAGAUUUAAAUGUAAGUAAAUAUUAGUAAUUAGACUGUGACCGGUACAAAUGUAGGUUUUCUUUUUAAAAUUGCAUUGUAGAAAGUGUACACUAUAAAAUCUUCAAUAUUUUAUUUUCCUUUUGACAACACUUUGUAAUUUAUGCUCUAUAAAAAAAAUAAAUAAAUUGAUAAUUGUAAAAAUUACCAAUAUCAAAUUUACACAAGAAAUUUAUUAGAAGCAGACAUCAUGUUGCACUCUAAAUUGUUAGAAUGAAAAUAUAUUUGGAAAUUAGAUGUCAAAUUGUUCACCAUGUAGAUUUAAAAGACAGAAAAAAAUACUGCAAAAUUUAUUUAAUCUAGAUGUAAUGUAAUAUCUUAAGAAAACUCUCUAUGGUUACCGAUAGUAGACAAAAAAAAGACCCUAGUCCCUAAAAGAAAUUUUGUUUUAUAAUAAAUUAUUUCUGUUUUUUUUUUUAAGUUACCAAUUGCCUGCCAUUGAUUUAGUAAACACCAUUUUUACUAUUAAUGAGAAGUAUUGUAAAUUUUAGAAAAUAUUCUUGCCAAUAAGAAAAAAAUUUAAAGCAUACUCAUAGCUGAAUAAAAAAAAACGAAGAAAAAGAAUUAUGCACCUUUUUGAAUAAAAAAUAAAGUAAUAAUAAUAGAAAAAAAAAUGAGAAAAAAUACACAAUAAGAAACAUGAAGAAUUUCGAAAGAAAAAGUACCUUGAUAGACGACAAUUUCAAUUUGAGAAUAAAAAAAAAUAUUUUAGAAAUUUACAAAGAUUUAAAAAAAAUGAAAUUAAAGAAAAAAAAGAGAAGAGAUAACCUAAAAGUGCCAUUUUUAGAUCUUUAAAAAGGAUUAAAAAAAGAGAACAAGAGGAAAAAAUACGAAAAAAAAAUUUACUAUUAUAUAUUUUCUAAAAUUGCCUUUUUGAUAGAAUUUUGGAACAAUUUUAUCUUAAUUUCUUUUCUUAUUGAAAAUAUCUCUUUGUAAGAUCCAAGAAUGAAGUUACGGAUGAAGCAUGCAUAAAAAAAAGAAACUAUCCCUGCAACACAGUGUAAUAUUCAGAAAAUAAUUACUGUGAUGGAGGAAUGAUUUUGUGAUAUGAAAGAUGAUUUUUCAGGGGAACAAAAGAAAAAUUGGCUUUCAUGAUAUAAAAAAAAUUGAUUUUACUAUCUUUAUAAAUUGAUAAAUAUUCUUUUUACUUGACACUCACUUUUGACCGUCCUAAUGAGAUUUAUCAACUUUUUUAAUAGGCAUUACCCAUGUGCACCUUAGCAAAAACAAAAAACAAGUUGCAAAGAUAUUUGCUUGAAUAGAAUUCCUGCGCAAUGCCCAGAGAAAGCUGAAAAAAAAUUAUUCUUCUAUAUAUAGCGUAUUAUACUCUUCAACAAAUACCUUGUAACUUCUAAUAUACGACCUUAUCCGAGAUGAACUUUCAAGAAUUUUACAUACAUAUCUAGCAAAAAUAAAUUUAAUUACCCGUACUACAUUAGUUAUUGUAUUGUAUUUGAGAUGCAUGAAUGUUGUCAAAGCACAUAAUUUAAAUAAAAAGAAUAUAAUAUAAUAAUUCAUGAAUAUAUGAAUAAAGAAAGUGUACGAAAUAUCAAA
Molecule: messenger RNA, 6138 nt
Organism: Phlebotomus papatasi
Lineage: Eukaryota; Metazoa; Arthropoda; Insecta; Diptera; Psychodidae
Gene: Hr38
Product: probable nuclear hormone receptor HR38
Exons: 5
Coding region: 1426-4038 (870 amino acids)
Biological process (GO): cellular response to corticotropin-releasing hormone stimulus; regulation of transcription by RNA polymerase II
Cellular component (GO): transcription regulator complex; nucleus
Molecular function (GO): zinc ion binding; nuclear receptor activity; RNA polymerase II cis-regulatory region sequence-specific DNA binding
Source: RefSeq, a predicted model, not a curated record